Molecule: messenger RNA, 15695 nt
Organism: Porites lobata
Lineage: Eukaryota; Metazoa; Cnidaria; Anthozoa; Scleractinia; Poritidae
Source: the annotation of a GenBank genome assembly
AUCCAAAACAUCAAUGACGUGCAAGGUCCUCCGGGCCUUCCAGGCUCUCCAAGUUUAAAUGGAUCUAAAGGUGACACAGGUCAACAAGGAGCCCAAGGACCAAUGGGAGAGCAGGGUCUUCAGGGGGAUAAAGGAGAACCUGGAGAUAAAGGUGAUAGAGGAGCCAAUGGCACUGAUGGUUCUGCUGGACAAAAGGGUGAAAUAGGUCCUCCGGGGACUAGGGGAGAACCUGGAGUCAAAGGUGAUAGAGGAACUAAUGGGACUGAUGGUGUUACAGGACAGAAGGGUGAUAAAGGUCUUCCCGGGAGCAAAGGAGAGACUGGUGUCAAAGGUGAUGCUGGGAUAAAUGGUACCGAUGGUGCUAAUGGAACAAAGGGAGAUCAGGGUGUUCGAGGGGAGAAGGGAGAUUCUGGCGUGAAAGGUGAGGCAGGCGUAAAUGGAACCGAUGGUGCUGUUGGACAAAAGGGUGAUACAGGAGUUCAAGGUGACAAAGGAGAACCAGGGAAUCAAGGACCGCAAGGAAUUCAAGGCGAUACCGGUGGUCCAGGACCAAGAGGGAUCGGUAACUUCAGUUGCUGCCAGCCUAAAAUAAUUGAGCAAACACCACCUGUUACCAUUGCUGAUACUCAGGUAAUAUAGUUUAAAGCGUGUAAUAUCUGUAUUCUUAAGCAAGGAUUGCUCAUUAAAUUUUAGUUUUAAUUUUUCUAACCGAGUCUAAGUCUAAGUCUAAGCUCAUACUACAUAGCCUGCUAGCAAGCUCACUAGUGGUUCCGGGGGGAAAGAGCAGACUCUAGACUCCAGACCCUGAUACCAAAAGCAGAGAUGCUAUGUGCAUGCCUUACAGGUGAAUUAACUUAACGGUAUAUUUUUCAUUUUUUUUUUAUUUUCACAGAAUACAAAGUUCAUUGGAGCAUACUGCACAACAACUGAUGCUGAUGCAGAAUCUAACUUGCAAGUACUAAUACAAUCGCCGCCAAAUCACAAUAUAUAUUCAUGCGUUUGUAGAAGCUCUGGAGGGAACCCACACUGUGCACUGCAUUACUGGGCGUGCCCCAUUCACGCUCCAUAGCCAUUAUUAUUUACCUGAACUGGCACGUAUCAAGUCUUACCUACAGUCAACCUCUACUGAAAAAUACCUGGAAAAACACAAUAAAAAACUGCGGCCCCUUUUAUUUCUGAGACAUAUCCCAUAAGUGGACGUGAUCUCUUGAAUGGACGUGUUCUUAAGUGGACAGUAUAGCAUAGUAAUAAUUAUAAAUUCACCACAAGAAAGACGUGUCAAUAUUUAUAUUUGGACAAAAAUGGAUUGUAACAUAUGAAUGCCUCAGUAGCCAAGAAGUGUAGUUCUUUCGUUAUAUACGUAAGUAAUUUCUUUACAUCAAAUUGUUUAAGUUAGUAAUACUCGCCCCAUGACAUUCUAGUGGUCUACCCUACGUCCCAUCAAAGGUCAUUGGAGCAUAUUGCACAACAACUGAUGCUGGUGCAGAAUCUAAUAACUUGCAAGUACGAAUACAAUCGCCCCCAAAUCACAAUAUAUACUCAUGCAAGUGUGAGAAAACUGAAGUCUUAAUCCACCCUGUACACUGCAUUACUGGGCAUGCCCGACUCAUGCUCCAUAGGCAUGAUCUUUACCUGAACUGGCAUGUUUCGUUUCUCUUUGAAUUAGUCUUAAUUACAGUCAACCUCUCUUAAAAAAUACCUCCCCUAAACGGACAGCAAAAAACUUCGGUCCCCUGUAAUCUCAUAAACGGACGUGUUCGUAAGAGGGCAGUAUAAUAUAUCAAUAAUAAAUCCACCACAAUCAAAAACUGCUAAUAUUUAUAUUGGGCAAAAAAAGGAUUGUAAUAUGUGAAUAGCACAGUUGUAUUAGUAAAGGCGUACUUACUUUCUUUGUAUCAACUUAUUCUAUCUACCCCUCGAGGUCUUGGAGGUCUAUCCAACCUCCCAUCAGAGGACACCUGCGUCUGGUCCCGAAGGAUUUCCCUAGUGUGCCCACCUGCGAGGGCUAAACUGUAACUGCUCAUUUCUUCACGGCAAGCUCGUCCCCUACGCUUUUCCCUUCGGAGAUAAGGGAUCAGCCCAGGAUACAAGGCGUUUCCCAAUUACCAAUGCCAGAAUGUAGUUUAAAAAAAGGAGCAUAAUUACACAAUAAUAAUAAUAUUACAUAGUCCAUUUAUAUCUUUACGUAUGCGAACUUCUGGAGCUGAGCCAUAGAAAAGGUGAUUCAACGGAUUACAACGAAUUUUUUACAUUUAUUAUUGCCUACGACGUUUCUUUCGUAGUUGAAGAGGACUUGCUUCAAUUUAUAGAAUUUUUACCUGGUGUACAGUUGCUGUCAGUAGCUGUUUUAUGGUCAAUGAAUUUAAACGUUCAUAUUUUAUAUUUUCUUAUUUUUUUAAAAAAAUAAGAAAAUAAUUAAUUAAAAUAAUUACGUUAAUUAAAAUAAUCUUGUAUUAGGUCGUACUGAGACCGUAUCUACAGCUAGGUCUACAAGUUAAUUGGAAGUUAAUAAAAUGGCAGUCCAAUUAAAGACAAUAAUCGUCAAAGGUAAAAACUUGAAGGGGACAAACAGUCUGAAGCGAGAGUGAAGAACGAAGAAUGAGACUGAGGAGAGAAGCGAAAAAUACGCGCACGAACAAGGCAGGUACCCACCCCUCCCCUCAAACAAAUCUCUACCCAAUUUUGCUUGAGGGGAGGGGGCGGCUAUACACAGCCUACUUUCAUGGAUAUUCCCUAUAUAGAGACAGGCUUACUUGCAAGAUUGCACACAGGCAAUGUAUGCCGGUAGUGAAAAUCAGAAUGAUUUUGUAAUCAAAAUGCAAAAGUACCCCGGUAGAAUUCUUUCAAAAAAACAUUAUGUACGCCACUAAGUACGUGGAAAGGUUUUGCUUAGCCUUGCUUUACAUAAUUGACAAUCGAACGACCUAUACGGUUUUCGCUCAAUGCGUGGAAUGGUUCAUUACGUCUUAGUUCCAAGUUUUGACCAAUAAGGCCAUUUCAUGACACAUGAAGUCCAAAUGGAUUAUCAUCACGGACGAUCGAGCUUUCAUUUCCCAUUCGGGCAAGGUCAGCAUAAUACAAAUUAUUUACAUCGCACAGCUGGAAUGUCAAGUUGCUUUUCAAGGUUGAAAGGUUUUAGCCUUAAUACGUCUCAGCUAGACAAAAAUGGCGACUAGAAAGGUAUACCCAACAAGCUACGUGCUUGAGAACGCCGACGACAAGGACGAAACAAAUGAAAGAUCCGCUUCUAGAGUUGGUAAAAGUUUAGACGAAGAUGAAUCCGACGAAGAAGCAGCAGGUAUCGCGACACGUGCACAAAGAAAGAGAGUUGAAGCUGGGCUUCAAACUGCCAAUGCAAAAGAAUUCUUUCUUAAACGGCUUGUAAUCGCCUUAAUACUACUAGUAAUCUUACUAGUAGUUGUCGUGGUAUCCUUGGUGAUAGCUCUCGUAAAAUCCAAAUGUAAAGAAUCGGAACCAGAAACAGGGACUGAUAAUCAACAAGGUAAAUGUCAAGUAAAUAUUCGACUCCAUGCAAAAGUUACAUUCCAGCUAUUGUUUAACAGUUGUCGGCAUAAACUCGCAUAACUAAGCCAUCAAAGAAGUCAUGCAUCGAGGAAUGAUCUUAGUAACCUUUCGAAUCAUUCUCUUACGGAACCAUAAGUGGUAGAGUUUACGAUAUCCCUUUUUAUUAAAAUCCAGCUAGUGGUCUAUUAUCAAUGCUACGUUCUGAUUGGUUGAGCCACUACUAGGCUAUAUGUUACAGCCCACUAGUAGCGAAAAGCGCCGGCUUUGAAAACCAAAACAGUGGCGACUGAAUCGCGUUUUGCUAGCUAAAGUUGUUUUGUCUCAAUAUUUUUGACCAGUUUAAGUUGGAGUUUACUAGACAAUUAUUCCUCUCGCCCUCAUGGCCUCUCUGGGUCAAUAGCUCAUUCGACCUUCAGCCGUUGUUAUAUGGCUAACUUCAUUAAUUACGUGAAAGCUAAAGUGCUAAGCAUAAAAGUGACUGAUGCCUUCUUUUUAGCUUCAUUUGAAAAGCUGCAGGGAACCGUUCGUAGUGAUGAGGCACUGGAUAGACUAAACGCCCUGGAAGUGAAUAUGACACGCCUAAAGCAAGAUCUGGUACGUUCGUCUUUUGAAGUAUCUGACUUUAAUGUUCCUCUUUAGUCAUUUAAAGGUUAGAGACUUCUUUUCUGUGAUUUAACCCCAAAUGAACCAACGCACUGAGGCUUAGCUGUGUAAGACAAAGCCGGCCGGCAGUUCCUAAAGAAUAACGCUGCCACACUGUUCAUAGCCUGCGUAGCAUGGCGGUUUUGUAGGGAGCACGACUGAGCGGCAAAGUUGCAAAAGCGGCCGCAAAGUGCGCGCGAACGACCCAAUCUCCUCGCGGUUUCUCUGUCCUCGCAGGCCUUUAUUUACUUUGCGCACCCAACCAAAACCGCCAUGCAACGCAGGCUACACUGUUCAAGAAACCUAAAGGACCAAAAAAGUUAUUAUGUAGUUAAGACGCUCUUUCGCAGUUUUAAACAUUGUAUCAAAGCAGCGUUUUCCCUCCAUAUAUAUAUAUAUAUAUAUAUAUAUAUAUAUGGAGGGAAAACGCUGCUUUGAUACAAUGUUUAAAACUGCGAAAGAGCGUCUUAUAUAUAUAUAUAUAUAUAAGUAUUUGCCAACCGGUACAGAAAUGCUUUCUUUUCACCAGAUCUCCGUACGUCAUAGGAAAGAGCCAUGACGUAGAGUCACGCUAUGUUAAUCUUCCAUAUAGAUAGCAAUUAAAACUUUACAAUUGAUCCUUAGGUUCAUAAUUUGAAUGUCAGUUAUCAGUUAUCACUGUUUUUUGUCUCCUCAAACUAGGAAGAAAAAACAAGAGAUUUAAUUUUCCCGCGUCAGUGCUUUCUACGAUCUUUUGAAGCAAAGUGUAAAGAAACUGACGAAUUAGAGCUUAAGGUACAAAUGUCCUUUAAAAUUAACUUCUACUUUCGAUGUUAUAAGUUCGCAUUGGAAGGUUCAGAAUUACACUGCACAACUUUAUCACGUUACUUUUCACACUACGCUCUGCGCACUAAGUAACCAUUCCAUGCUUUUGUCGACUCACGCCCAUACGUAUUUACUGCACGAAGUCUGAAAAUGAACCUAACUACUUUUUAUAUAUACAUAGAAAAAGGAUUUUUUUACUCUUGAAAAAGCAAGCAAAUUCAUACCCCCACCUUGUGUGUUUGCUUUUUGUACCACCUGGGAGGCCUUUUCGAAAGAUAAACGCAAAAUAUAUAGCCUGUGUUUUGCCUCUACAAGAUAGAUUUAGGUCUGCAUUUUACUGAAAAUUCAGAUUAAAUCAGGUAUUUUUCGUUUUUCGUUUGGUACUCUUCGAUAAGUUUUAGCGCAACUACUGCAAACCACUGACAGAGAUUAUUACUUAAGAAUGCCGACAACCAGUCAUUUACUCCUUUAAGCCCUAAGAGUAAUUAGAGUAGCCACACGUGAAUUACGAACUUGUCUACACAGAUGAGUUUAACAGAUACUUUAGCAUCUUCUCCCUACUGAUUCUGAGGGAAAUGUACAGGAACAAAUGAUGAGGAAUUUACUUUUGACACUCGGGCUGGUUAUAAUAAAUGUGACUCAUUUUCCGUAACUAUAGGAACCGGCUGCCACCCAAAUUUGCAAGAAUGUACCUUAGAAAUAAAUGAACAGAUACUGAAGGACAGCAAUUCUGGCUCAAAAUCAUUUUAAAACCUCGGAGAAAAAAGCCACUGAUCGGGCUUCCAAAUCUCUUCCCGUAGUAGGUCUGGGGCCGGUUGCUCGAAGCCUGGUUAGCACUAACCGUUGGUUAAGAGGUAUCAAAAUGUAUAGGUUUCCAUGGUAUUUAACGCUGGUUAGCACUAACCAUGCUUCGAGCAACCCGGGCCUGAAUUUUAACAGUUUUUUCAAAUUGCCACCUGUCAUACUGCUAAAGUAUUUUAUGAAGGAUUGUGCAAGGGUCAAUAAUGUCCUUAAUAUGGUAUAUUUCAGAUGGAGAAUAUCCUCAAAAGCGUCAACGCAUCUUUAAGUACUAUUAAUUCAACUCUCUUCCAAGAGUUGAUGUCAGUGGGAACAGAUUUUGAAUCAAAGGUUAGUGUUGGUAUAAAGAACAAUCUGUCUGACUUUCCUUAUUCACGUUGAAAAAUGCUUAACUAUCUUCUCAGUGGAACUGACUUUCCGAGAAUAAUGAAGCACAACGCAUGACUGGAAACAGACAAGUUUUUAAUGAAAAAAAAAAAACCUCACUGUUCGGGAGGCUCAUUUCAGAAAAGGGACAAGGGAGGUCAAGUCCAGAUAAUCGUGAAAGAACUUCAGCUCCCGUUUAGAGCGCACUGGACUCCAAAACGGGACUGCCAUUUUGCACUGUACAAGUAUAAAGUAAAUAAAUAUAAUUAUGUUGUAGUCAAUUUUUUAUGUCAGGUAAUUUUUAUUUUUCUUUAAUUUUGUUUUAACUUCAUUAGCAUAGUUACAUUACCAUACCCAAAAACAAAAGAAAAACGAAAAUUACCUAAGAUAAAAAAUUAACUACAACAUAUACAUAUUAUUAUUAUUAUCAUCAUCAUCAUCACAUGGCCAUAUAAUGUUACCGUACAUUGUUGUUGCUUUUCUCAUUCAGUUACUUACAAAUAUAUCACGUAUGUAGACACAGAACAUCAGUCAAAGACUUGAAGCGGCUGUUAUUGCUAUCAAUAGAAGUUUCUUUCAAGAGUUGUCUUCUUUGAGAACAACUUUCAGCUCAAAGGCAAGUUUUGCUUUUUACUAUGAGUUACUUUUUUGUGGCAAGAAUUAUGGUCGAGUUGAACUUGUCGGACUUAUUCAAAAAGCUCCACCGAUAGGUAGUUGAAAGCCUGUUCUUUACAACAUGCUAGUUCUAAAGGAAGGAAUAUUUCAAAUUCAGCGCUGUUUAUAAAUCUACCUUUCCAGGUGCAUGAACGGCGAUAUAGCUGUAGCAGCAGCUAAUAGUGCAAUAGGAUGAUAGCCUGAAAAUUUGAGAGAGGGAUUGCUGAGCAACAUCUAGUAGAUGAGUUUUAAUGACUGUACAGUUACAGUUGCUUUUUUUUAACCGAAGAAGAUUUCUGUCAUUAAUAUUGUGCAAACUAAAACUGUGGCACACUUUCAGCAUAGCACAGGACGUUCACUUUUGGAAAGGACUGGAUUUGAGAGUGCAAAAAUAAGACGGGGUGAAAACACCGUAGUCGCCUUUAAAAGAGAGAAUAUCAUAUAACUCGUCUGUUUACAGUAGUAUUAGAAUUAAAGAGUCAGCGAUAUUGUCAGUCUUAACGAGGUGCGUUUUGUAAAUAUAAGCAUAAUAAAGACAAAAUAUCGGCAAGAGUCGUUUUUUCCAUUUUUAUCAGGUUACAUAAUAAAAUACAUGUAUACAUGUGCACAGGCUCUGAGCAUGUGUCGCGACAAAUUUACCUUAAAAAACUUAUACGCUCUAGAUGUACGUCGAAACUUAAUGGCGGUUAAUUAAUUUUUGAAAAGGCUUAAAUUUUCUGUUGGCGCAUUCUUCCUAGAUCCAAAACAUCAGUGAGGUGCAAGGUCCUCCAGGCCUUCCAGGCUCUCCCGGUUUAAAUGGAUCUAAAGGUGACACAGGUCAACAAGGAGCCCAAGGACCAAUGGGAAAGCAGGGUCUUCAGGGCGAUAAAGGAGAACCUGGGGACAAAGGUGACAGAGGAGCUAAUGGCACUGAUGGCUUUGCUGGACAAAAGGGUGACAUAGGUCCUUCGGGGACUAGGGGAGAACCUGGAGUCAAAGGUGAUAGAGGAACUAAUGGGACUGAUGGUGUUACAGGACAGAAGGGUGAUAAAGGUCUUCCCGGGAGCAAAGGAGAGACUGGUGUCAAAGGUGAUGCCGGGAUAAAUGGUACCGAUGGUGCCAAUGGAACAAAGGGGGAUAAGGGUGUUCGAGGGGAGAAGGGAGAUUCUGGUGUGAAAGGUGAGGCAGGCGUAAAUGGAACCGAUGGUGCUGUUGGACAAAUGGGUGAUACAGGCCCCCAGGGCGUCAAAGGAGAUCUUGGACCUCAGGGACCGCAAGGAAUUAAAGGAGAAACAGGACCACAGGGAGCUCAAGGAGCAGGAAACUUCAGCCAGUGUAGUUAUAAAGAGGAACAAGGAACUCCGGUUUCACCUGGUAGUGUGGCAAGUGCUGAGGCUGAUGUUUCAGAGACAGCGGUUAGUCCUUUCAUUUCUUUUACCAUUUCAAGUACAUUUAACAUUUACAAAUUGUGUAGCGUUGAAGACUAUGAGUUGUUCUUUAUUUCAUCGGGCAUAAAAGAGCGAUUAAUGAUACGCAUGCGCGCAUGAAAAAUGACAGGGAAGGUAACAGGCAGGGGAAGUAUCUCUCUCCUCUCCCGCGAGACGCCUUUCUUUUGUGGGCGGGGAUUUUUACGGGCGGUCGCGUAUUUCGCUCGCUAUGCUAUGCCAGAGGAAACAAUAACGCUCUUAAUAACGUUGAGUCUGGCUUGCUUGGAGACAAGAUAAGAAAUAAUGAGGCGAUUAGACCGCGAGCGGUAGUCCUUCUUUCCCAGAGCCACGCGCGGCGAGCGGAAAAGUAAAAUUAUGUUCUUAACCUACUGUGACUCAGAAGAAAGAGACUGCUUGCAGUUUAGGAAGCGAUCAAUUAUACACGAAACAGAAUUUCCUCGUUGACGGUCGAGUAUUCUUCAGGAUCGGAUAUUUAACAAUUAAUGAAUGAGGUUGAGUAUCUUGAGUAUCCUCGAUCUCCAUAAUUCCUCAUAAGAUACGAAAGCCGAAUUCAAUAAUUGUUUUAUUAUUCAUUCAAAAUAAUUCCUAGUUUAAAAACAUGGCUAAAACAUGCUUACCUCCAUCGAUCCAUCGAUGUUAAGUUCAUCUUCGAUAGUACACGUUUAGGUUUGUCCAGCUCCGCAAAUAUUCUCCAAAUAGCAUAUGUCGCCCUUCAAGUUGUCUUCUUGCUGUUCUUACCAUGUUUUUAGCUAUUGUUUCGCCUAGUUCUUACUCUUGAAACGAGUGAAAUGUCCGCCAUCUUUCAAGUUCACAAACAAAACAACUCAACCUCGUCCCCAGGUCUUCUCGAUUAACGGUGCCUUAACCUACGAAAACGCUGCAUUUUUUACGUCAUUUCCUCGUUAAACACAAAAUUCUUCCAAAUUUGGUCAUCAGUAACUGGUUAUGGUGAAUAAAACGUGUGCUUUUAGCCAAUCAGAAUCAGGAAAAUAUUUUGAAUGAAUAAUAAUUACUUUUAAUAGCGUAUUCGAAGAUUUGUUUCUGAAUUAAUUAGAAAGCGUGUGUAAAUACAGUAGAGCCUCGAUAACUCGAGCGCGAAAAAUCGAGUUCCCCGCUAACUCGAACUGGUUUUCGUUUUGAGUUACCAGUCUACAGUACACGAAAAUCAAGGAAACGUGAUGAACAUGGCGCGUCAGAAUUGUCGCCGAAAAUGUUCAUCCCAAGACUCAUUGGCAUAUAAUGAAAGUUUAGAACACUCGACUAGUUAGCCUCACCAUAGAAGUUUUGCUCAUUAAGAGUAAUCACUUGUUUCAAAGAUAUUAUCAACGCUUUCAAGCAAUAGAAUUCGUGGACCGACCCAUUGAGGAAAAGCUUGACAUCUUCGAAGCGUUCUAUUCCAUGCAUGGCUAAUUCUUCACACCGUGAUUCUUAUCCUAAGUUUCCACGGUCUUCGCUAAGAACGCCUGGGACCGUGAUCCCUUUUGGCACGCACACACGAAAAAGAAAAAGAGGAAAGAAACGCCUUGCUAAAGCAAGCGAGACUAAUAAGGAACUCCCUUCGCCUACUCUAGUGGUAUGGUGAUUCGCAAUGCUUCCUUGUUUUUCUUAGAAGCCAGCGCGAAAAAUUCUCUAAGCGUAGUUGUUACAUAUAUUCCAUCCCAAUAUCGAAUACUCAAAUCUGAAUACCAACAAACAAAACUUAAUGACGCAAUCUGACAACCGAACAAUACAGGGAAGGUAACUAAGUUAACCUUUUCGGCCUCUGUGUAACGAACAAUACCUAACAAAAACAGUAAGGUUAUUCACUCAAUUAUGAAUCCAUUGAAAAUAUUAAAAGUUUGAGGUCACAGCUUAUUUUAGUUUUAGUUGUAGUAGCAUUCUAAUAUGUAAUUGCGAAAUAAAAAUUGGAGACUCACAGGCGGACUCGCUCACGUACAGUUACAAUGUUGGACUUUAAGUGUUGUUUAUACGACGCACAUUUUAUACUGUAAUCAACUCUUGUAAAUUUUGUUAUUAUUAUUAUUAUUAUUAUUAUUAUUGUUAUUAUUAUUAUUGCUGUUGUUGUUGCUUGAAUAAUCACAUUUUCUCCGGUAAUUUUUUUUCUUGGUGUGCAGGGCAAGAAAAUUCUGGGCGUUUCCUGCUCUACAAACAACGCUAAAGAGUACAAUCUACAAAGAGUAUUAGUUGGACAACAAAACAAGUAUUUGUGCACUUGCAGGGGUCAAUCAUCCGUGUUUGUAGCCAGUCCACUGUGGUGCAAAGUUCACUACUGGGAAUGCCCUUUAACUACAUAGGUACGCAUGUCACAUGCAGCUGUAUCUUCGAUGAAACAUUUUAGUUACCAUUCCAUGCGUCUUCAGGCUGCAAGUAGGCCCUUGGAGAGAGGCACUGGGAGAAGAGGACAAAGUAAAUUACCAUUAUAAGUGGUAUUAGCUCUUUGUUUGUCUUGUCCCAAAGCGUCCCUUGCUAUCCAGCAAUAAGACGGUUCUGUACCAUGUUAAUGGGCCUACUACCGCUCUAUUAUCCUUUUUGAGAAAGGAUUAAUGGACACCGAGAGAGACGUAUGAGAUUUUGAGAGACAAAAGGGUGGGUGUAUCACUCAAUGAGCCUCCUCCUGGAAGCGGUCCGGAUUUUGAAAUGUCACUGUUUUGCCGCAUUUUAGAGAUUUUUAGUGACGUGCACCAUAAGUCAGAAUAGCCCACAUUCGAUAUAUUUUAAAAAAUCGAACAUGACUCCGAGGCUUUAAGGUCAAAAUUGAAAAUUUUUUACGACUCCAUAGUCUCGCAAUUCCCUGAAGAGCCUUGAGCACAAAGAACACCGAACCAAAUGUGAAAAUAUGACCAGAAAGCCUUGGAGUUGUGCUAGAAUUCUAAUCUAUCGAACGUGGGCUAUCGGCUGGCCAGACUAGUCCGAUCCAAUCAUAUAUGCGAAUUUCACAAUCAAUCAAAAAUUUCACGCCAGAUCACUUUACUCUACAAUAAUAUGCACGACAUUCUUAAGCGAAAACUCUUUCAAAAGCCCAGUUCAAUACUCGUCCGGGUGGCCAGUCCUGAUGUUGGAACGCGCCCUAAAUCUGGUGGACUUGGCAACAUGGUAGGACUGAAACUGACUAUGACUAUUCGCUUUGCUGUGCAGUUAUUCUCUUUGGUAGUUUCCUUGUUGCUACGGCACUGUAGACAUCCGAAAGGUGCCUUAUCUGUACAUAUACGAAGUUGUUUUAGUUUUGCCAGUUUAAAACUAUACUGGGAUGGAAGAGUAUUUAGAAAUACCAAAGCAGAGACACUAGGUGCCUUAUAGCUGAAGGAUCUUUAACAGUAUAUUAUGCCUUUUUUAUUUUUACAGAAUACAAAUGUCAUUUUUGGAGCAUUGCACAUCAACUGAUGCUGGCACAGAAUCUAACUUUGCAAGAACGAAUACAAUCGCCGCCAAAUCACAAUGUAUAUUCAUGCAAGUGUAAAAACUCAAGUCUUAAUCCACCCUAUGCACUGCAUUACUGGGCAUGCCCAAUUCAUGCUCCAUAGCCAUGGUCUCGCUGAAACGUUCUUUACUUGAACUGGCACGUUUCUGUUUAAAUUAGUCUUAACUACAGUCAACCUCAACAGAAAAAUACCUCCCCUAAACGUACCAAAAAAAUGCUGUCCCCGAAGUGUUCCUCAACCAAAAGAACACAUGUCUAAUAAGUGGACGUAGUCUCGUGAUAAAUUCACCAGAGUCAGAAGGUGUUAAUAUUUUAAUAUCUGGACAAAAAGGGAUUGUAACAGAUAAAUGACACGGUUAGAUUAGUCAGGAAGUGUCAGUAGUUCUUUCGUUAUAUACGAAAGUAGAAUUAGCAUUGACAGGAGCCUAAAUGGCCCCGGCAUUUAUAGUAUUCUUGCUAGGCCUUUGAAAUAUACCGAUUCAUAUAAAUGAAGAUUUUCACACAUAUUCCAUACAACAGGUGAGAUAAAUACAGGAAACGCAAGGUUCCAUGCACAGUUUCAGUUCGAUUUACACUUUGAUCAAAACUUUCUCAGUUUCGAGAAUUGUUUAUUCUGAACCAUAAGAAAAUAUUUAAUUACAAGUUGAAUUUUUCGCUAUUUCUCUUUGACUUUUUACAUUCAGUUCAUUUUAUUUGCCGGAAAUUAAGCCUUAGAGAUUAAAAGGACGUUUGAUCAAUUCAGGGUCGCGCAUUUGUCUUAUUUUAAACUUUAUAGCGGAAGGAAAUCUGUGAGCAGGGAAUAAGUCAGCACAGAAUUUGAUUGUCGGCGAAUUUCUGUAAUUGUCCAUCAUUCUGCUAAUGAGAAGCUAGCCGUUGUUCACUCGUCCUCCUUGUUUGGGGCUGAGUCUUAUUCCGGUCAAAGAGGGAGAAAGAGUGUCUGGCAAGGUUCCCAAUGAAAGACUUGUGAACUCGUGUACUGGCAAACUCUCCAAGUGUUUAUAUAUACACAGUUAUACGCACCUUCGGCGGACAUAUGUUACUCCCAGGCCAUAUCCAAUACUCUCCAUGAUUAAAUCAUGGAGAGUAUUGGAUUGGCCUGGGAGUAACAAAUUUUGUUGCUUAUAUUGUUUCUUGUUUUUCUAUUAACUUCUGGAAAGUGCAGAACGCCUCUUUCGUGCUCUCCAAACUUCCCGUGUCAAUAUCAAUAUCGUCAAUAUCUCGACAUACGCACCCUGACGCAUGAACUAAUUGUUAAAUAUGCAAAAAAAAAAAAACAAAGCUACGCGAACGAUGAACGACCAAUGAACCAAAAAAAACUACACUAAUUACGCCACGAACACCAAAAGAACACUACAGAUAAAGGCAAGAGAUUCUUGGCGCUUACAUCAGUGGAACAACAAACUACUAAAUAAUGUCUCGAUAAAUUCUCAUUUAACCUUUUUCUGCAUGCGACAAAAGGAACAGUUCUUUUUAAAUUCAGGUUUCACUUUCGAUCAUGGCGACGACACCGUUGAAAUUAAAGGAAAAUUCACAUAGACCGUAAUACACCUUGUUCACACCUCAUAACUAUUUUCUUUGUAUUCUCUUGGGACGACUGUAAUACCCAGGAGAAAUUGAAAACGAUGGUUAUGCAAAACUUUGGGAGGUAAAAAAGAUGCAUGAUCAUGAUGAUGGUCUAUGUGAAAAUGAUGAAUCAGUAUGGAUAUUUGGCUCAGAUCGACCAAUGAAUACCAAUCACAUGAAGAUACUGAAGUAAUUUUUAGUACUUCAUCUAAUCUGUAACUCGCGCUGCGCAGAUCAAUUAUCAAAAUUCCCAGUAGAGUUGGUGUCUGAAAUUCGAUUUCACCAUGGAUAAUAUAGCCAUGGAGGAAACAACGAUGGAAGAAGAAAACCCUUACGUCGAAAUCAUAGAAUCCAAACAAACGGAUGACGACGCAGAAACAUAUGACGACGUGACCCCUGACAAAGGAGGGACGCCAUCGACAGAACCUUCUCAGUUCUGCCAAGAGAAUUUUCUUAAACUCCAGCGAAUGUUGUACAUUGUUACUGCCGUGGCGAUCAUUUCGCUCCUGACUGCUGCUGCUUCUUUAGCUUUAGCAUUAAGUGUGAUGAAUUCCCAAAAUACUACGGACUCCUUGAGAUGCUCUGCAGAUUGUGUUAGUAAUGCUGCCGUCCAAGGUACACAAGGGGGGCUCGUUUUUUGUAGUGAUGAGUCACACAAUAGGAGAUUGGUGUCCGGGUAGGAAGUAAAAACACACAACUAGGAUCCUGCAUUUUUCCAAUUUAACCUAAACAGGUUAUUACAUAAAUGGUAAUUAACACAAAUUUAGGUUAUUUACGGUCCUUAAAUAGGUUCUUAUUUUGCGAAGAAAAAAAUACAUUGUAGCUAAAAGAGUAUUUAGCGGUAUUCAGCUUAUAAUCAUUCCUCAGGUAAAACCUGUACACUGUAUACUAUUACAAUUGCAGCUGAAGUAACAAGGAACCUACGUCUCCAAAGAGAACCCUGAAUGUUCACUUUCCUUAUUUGUCCAAGUGUACAGAAUUUUUUCUAGUUUUUAGAAAAAAAAACCUGUUUCAAAUUUUAGGCUAAACACGCGUCGGGUUCUUCUAUAGAGGGGGCCUAACUAAAAAAUUUUAGCCUAACGAGUUCUUAAAAACUAGUUUCUUAGUCGCUGGUUUUUAUUGUAUAAUUGAUUACAUUUCAUCGUCAACCAAGCACGUCUUUGAUUUAUUUAUUUGCAUACACACCACUUCAGGUACGGUACAUAAACAUGUUGGCACCAUUUUCUUUCUUUUUUCUUUCAUUUUUCCUUUAAAGGUUUAAAGAUGCUAUUUUCUUAACUCAUAGAAAACGUUUUGAAGUUGGUUUAAGUCCUAUUUACAUGGUCAAAAGUUCGUUACGAAUAAUUGCCUCUGGCGACAGAAUUCUCUGCAUUAAACUUGCUUUCGAAAGUAGAGAGAUUUGUCUACAUAACAUAUAUUUUUAGGUUCAAGAAGCAAUUCUAGCGCUUCUUGAAUUGCACGACUGCAACGUAAACAACAUAAUAUAAGAUUUCUCUUUAUAGCUCAACUCCAAGAGAUGCAGAAAAAUAUAUCACACAUUGUCGCGUCAGAGGUAAGUGCUACAACGAAUCAGUACGCCGUGACAGCUGCUUGCUCCGGUUAUGGGCUCCUGAACGAAUUUAUGAAUAUAAAUUCAGUUGCAGUUGCUUCAUUUAACCGAAGCAGAUUUCUGUCAUUAAGCUUGCGCAAAGUAAAACUUCGGCACACUUUCAGCAUAGCACAGGAUGUUCAGUUUUGGAAAUGGAAUGUGCAAAAUAAGACGGUGUAAAAACACAGUAGUCACCUUUAAAAGAGAGAAUAUCAUAACUCGUGUGUUUACAGUGAUAUCAGAAAAAAAAAGUAGCCGGCGAUAUUGUCAGUCUUUAGUUAAUUAAACGAGGUGCGUUUUCUAAAUAUACGCAUCAUAAAGUACAUGUAUACAUGUGCACAGGCUCUGAGCAUGUGUCGCGAGAACUUUACCUGGAAAAACCUAAGAUUCCCUAGAUGUACAUCCAAACACAUUGACGGUAAAUAAUUUUCCAAAAGGCUUCAGUUUUCUAUUGGCGCAUUCUUCCUAGAUCCAAAACAUUAGUGAGGUGCAAGGUCCUCCAGGCCUUCCAGGCCCUCCAGGUUUAAGUGGAUCUAAAGGUGACACAGGUCAACAAGGAGCCCAAGGACCAAUAGGAAAGCAGGGUCUUCAGGGCGAUAAAGGAGAACCUGGCGUCAAAGGUGAUAGAGGAGCUAAUGGCACUGAUGGAGAACCAGGGAAUCAAGGACCGCAGGGAGCUCAAGGAUCAAAAGGUGACACAGGUUCUGCAGGACCCUUAGGACCACAGGGAAUCCAAGGUAUUCAAGGGGACAAAGGAGAUCCUGGGGUCAAAGGCGAUCGGGGAUUUAAUGGUACCGACGGUGCUGCCGGAAUAAGAGGUGAUACAGGCCCUCGGGGUGACAAAGGAGAUCCUGGGCCUCAAGGACCCCAAGGAAGUAAAGGAGAAAUAGGACCACAGGGACCUCAAGGA